CGGUCUUGGCUGAAGCUGCAGCCACCAAUGGGGGCUGGUGUGAAGAUAGAAUGAUGUGAUAUAUAUUCGUUUUUCAGAAGGCAGGAAGAAAGCUGAAGAAAGCUGGAACAAAGUUCUCCUAAUUUAAAUCAUUAACAUCACUAAGUUAUUUUUGUGUAUGUAAACUUGAAAUGGACCCCGAGUUAGCUUCCUCCCGUCGUAUUCAUUUCGCUUUAUGUAGGGUUUGGGGCAUCUGAACAGUGAAAAUGCACCUCCAUCUUCAUUGAUAACUGCUUCCACUAAGUAUGCACGACAUGAACUCCAAGAUCUCACCCAAAGAGAGACUAUCUUUGGUUGGCAUGUACCUACGACUGCCAUUCAGCCUCCUCGCUUCCAUUGCCCUUUCCCCAUUUCUCGCGCGCACGAGAGGUAAAGGGAUCAACCGUGUGAUCGCAGAGGCAGUCGCGAGCUUCUUCAUAACACAUUGUUCCCCUCGCCAGCUUCAGCAUUUCCUUGGUCCAUCCACUGAGAAGUAUAUCCAGUGGGCAAAGAAGAGGUCUCUCCAACCAAUAGUUGAAGAUCUGAGCGGAAGUGAGACCGCCAAAUUGAUGUGGCUGACGGAGAAAAGGACAGAUCGAGUUCUGUUCUACAUUCAUGGUGGAGGGUAUAUGUCGCCGCAUACAGAUAAUAUGGUCGGGUUUUGUCCUGGUCUUCGGAAAGCUCUGCUCCAAGAGACUGGCGGAGAGUUAGAUUUUGGAAUUGCAUCUUUGGUGUACACACUUCAUCCGGCCACUUUCCCAACGCAGCUUACUGAAUUCAUACUCGCACUCACCCAUCUAAUUUCCUCCGGUGUGUCUCCGGAGAAUAUCAUCCUCAUAGGAGAUUCUGCCGGUGCAAAUCUCAUCAUUCAAUUCAUCACACACACUCUGCGACCAGUGCCAGACGUGAUUCCAUCUCCCUUCCGUGCAAUCGAAGGCAUAGACGUACCCCGGAGGCUCCUGAGAGGGAUCAUCCUUGUGUCACCUUGGAUCUCACUUGGUACACCUACACCUUCCUAUGCACGAAACACGAAAUACGAUUUCGUUAACGCGAGUGCCUUUACGCGUUGGGGAUCAUGGUACAUGGAACGGGUGCAACCAUCACACAUCCCUUGGAUCAAACCCUCGUCUUCAUCGUCAUUCAAAGGACUGGAGACAAUGGUUUCGCGUGUAUUGAUAACGGCAGGAGGUCGGGAGUGCAUCCUGGAUGACGCCACGAGUAUAUUUGACAUGAUUGAGGAGUUGCAGAUUCCGAAAGAGAAUUUGACUGUCACGUUAGAUAUUGAGGAGAAAGGGAUACAUGAGGACUCCAUCCUUGACAUCGAGUCGCCGCAAAAGUCUGAUGGUGGAUUUAGUGAUGCAACGAUGAGGCAAGUGAAUUGGAUCAGAGAGGCGUUUGAGGCAUAAUCAGACAGGAAACCUCGAUAGCGAAUCGAGAGCCCUUUUUCAUACGAUGUAUUAGUUACCAAGUUUGAGCGGCACGAAUAAGCCUGCCCUAAGCUCCCGGCGGUCACAUGUCAUGAC
Molecule: messenger RNA, 1541 nt
Organism: Lentinula edodes (shiitake mushroom)
Lineage: Eukaryota; Fungi; Basidiomycota; Agaricomycetes; Agaricales; Omphalotaceae
Product: Alpha/Beta hydrolase protein
Exons: 4
Coding region: 285-1424 (379 amino acids)
Molecular function (GO): hydrolase activity
Source: RefSeq, a predicted model, not a curated record